AUGCAGUUGAAGAGGCGGAUCGAUAGCACACCUCAGGAUCUGGAAGAUUGCAUAUUGCACAUGAUGGAUCAAAUAUAUCCGCGGCACCAGCGGGAAGCCUACACUUUGCUUGCCCUUGUUCUCGCCUAUACCAAAGUGGGUUCAGCUGGACAUGGUAACCCUCUGUGCAUUACAGCUUCAGGAGCCUCGUCCUUCAUUAACUGCUUCCAUGAACUAGAGCGGGACCGAGUCAAAGGAAUUGACACCCAGCUAGCCACUGGAUGUUUCGAUAUUCCUACCACAGACACAUACGUCCCAAGGGCGGAGCAGCUGAAUGGCCGAUACAACGGAUUACUUGAAUUGCAGACCAGGUCGUUUGAUUUGUACGGGAAUUCGGGAGGGGAAUUCAUCGUCGAGUUGGGAACUGUCGGGGUGACGCACCGAUCGAUUGUUGAGACAUUGCAGAAGUACCUACGAGCACGACUAUGCAGGCAAGACACCACUGCUCUGGAUAUUAGCCGUUGGGCCUGUCACAUUGCUCACUACGAGUUUGUCAAAGUUCUCCCCGGCAAGUAUGAACAACUUCGAAAGGACUUCACCAGGAACAGAAUAACAUCUCUCCUACAUGUCUUAGUCCACAUCGGCUGCAUGAAGCAUCCAUAUGUCUUGGAACACCUACACCAUAUAGAGACAGUUCGCUUCACGUUCUGGGGAGGUUCGAGAGUUCCAUAUUCCGAACCUGUGACCGUCGUCGCCCGGAAUAUACUCCUCAUAGGUUGGACCCCUUCAAUCCUGGUAUUUGCCGCCUUGCGCGGGCCUCCAGAGUCGCUGGAGUAUGUCAUUUACGCGACACGGGGUAAGGCUGUGACGAGCAACAGAACGCUUGUAUCACAACUCUUGCUGUCGCUACACCACUGGCAACUGGUGGACACUUCAGCUGCAGUGAACUCACUUCUACAGGAAAGUUUUUCUUCCCUCGACGACGCUACUCACGAGCUGGGACGUAAGGUCAUCAGAGACGCACUCCGCAAUUGGACAGGAGUGAUAUAUAACGGACCGAAAGAACCCGACAUGGUAAACAUGCCAUGGAGUUUGGUUGAAGUCUGGCUGAGCCACGGUGUGAACAGUCAAUCAAAGGUCGCGAAACAGGGCGCAUGGAUCCAUAUAUACGAGCCGGAGCGAUUUGAAUGGCGCACGAAAGACAGCGACGAGAUAUGGUCUGAUGAUCCGCUACAAGCGGUUCUCAACGAAGAAGUGGUCACUAUGACACUCCGAGAUGUCGUAGCGUACGAGCGACCUUACAACAUGGAACGACUUCUCGAACUGAUUGAUCGAAACAUGCUGCGAAUCGAAGCUGAAGAGGCAGCCGAGAACGUAACCAUGUUCGGCGAGAUGCCCUCCCCAGAAGUCCUCGAGGCAGAGGACUAG
Molecule: messenger RNA, 1407 nt
Organism: Anthostomella pinea
Lineage: Eukaryota; Fungi; Ascomycota; Sordariomycetes; Xylariales; Xylariaceae
Source: the annotation of a GenBank genome assembly